Abrus precatorius (Indian licorice) is the source of this 1193-nucleotide messenger RNA. RefSeq lists its product as uncharacterized. The record is from RefSeq and is a predicted model, not a curated record. The transcript is spliced from 2 exons. Bases 42 to 695 code for a protein of 217 amino acids. Lineage: Eukaryota; Viridiplantae; Streptophyta; Magnoliopsida; Fabales; Fabaceae.
ACUUACUCAGAUACGAAAACCUCACUCUUUACAUUUAAGCUAUGGUCUCCUUUCACAAAGUGCUGGUUGAGACCCCCAAAACUGAUCCUCCUUCAGAAUUUGAAGCCUUACCACACAAGAGAAAGUUUGAUGAAAAAAAACUCACUGAAGAAUUCUUCAAGCAGGAUCAAACAUAUUCAGAGAAGAGAAAACCCACCUUUGAUAUAGAGCUAAACCUGGAAACACCAUUAUCUUCCUAUCAAUUGCAUCAAUACCUCACUAUCCAGUCAGGGCAGAUACACUUGUGUAACACAAAGAUGAACAAAACAGCGGAUUCAAAGGGAAACCUUGAGGUUGGUCAAAUGAGCCUAGACCUUGAACUGAACUUGACAUGUGAAUCAUUGAAGAAAAAAGAAGAGAGUUAUGACAUAAAUGAGAAGAAGAAUUCUGGUUCCCCCCGUAAUUUUGGUGAAGGUGAUCUAUUGAAUGAAUCAAUCAAUCAUAAAAGGGAUUCAUGUGCUUUAACUCGAACUCCAUCAUGGUUAUCAUCAGAAGGUGAUCACAAAGAGAUGAUUGCAACUGUUUGUAUGAGAUGUCACAUGUUGGUCAUGCUGUGCAAAUCAUCCCCAUCUUGUCCUAAUUGCAAAUUCAUGCACCCACCAGAUCAGAACCCUUCCAAAUUCUUGAAGAGAAGAAGGUGCAGCCUCUUGUGCUAAUUAAUUAGCAACAUAAUUUCUAAGGAAAUGGCCCAAGCCUAUAUUAUCUUCUAAUUCCCUCUUGAAUAUAUGGUCCAAGUUUAUUUAUAUUUUAUAUAGCUAUGUUAAAAACAAGGGGUAUUUAAUCGACCUCUAUGUAGUGGUAAAUUAACUGUUAGGAUAGAUGAGUAAUGGGUGAUUGAUAAGAAACUAACCUAGUGUAUCAUAAUCAUAUCUAUGUACAUAUAAUUAAGGGUGUUCUUGAUCAUCCUGAAUUUAUGGCUAUUUCAGGAUUUGAAAUUAAGAAAGAUCAUUUUCCCUGACGAGGCCUCUUAGCUCAAUCACUACUGCAUGUUUCUUCAAGUUGUAGCAAAUGUUCUAUGUAUUGUCAUUUUCUUUUCCAGUUACUAGAACAGAGGCUUUGACAUGUUGCAGGGUCACUUAUCUUUUAUGUAAAUCAAGUUUGUGUUAAUGUGCUAAUUUCGAUACAAAAUCAGAAGGCUUUAUUCUUGUUUCUCU